AUGGAUGCGAGUUGCGCGACGGCCAGGAAGGAGAAAGAAGAGAGGGAGUAUAUAUCGAUGCGCAGGAGGACACGGGCGAAGGAAAGUUGGAACCCUAACAAAGACAAAAAGGAUGUCUACACCCACAGGUCGUGGAAAACCGAUGAGCUCACGUGCAUCCCACCAAUGUAUUACACCGACUGUGGUGGCGGCUGCUCUGAAGAAAACCUGCAGAUAUUUUCCAUUAAAGUGGAAUCGAUAAGAGGAGGUUUACGGUGGCCGCUAGACGUGUCUGGCAUCGUCACCGCGCGCGAUACUUUGGACACGGAUCGCAAGCGUAACAUUGUCUUCGCCCGUUCGAGGAGUAACUGCCAGACCAUCACAGAGGAGUGUCCGUAUCUAGAACUCACGGGUCCUACUCGUGCUGUUGUGGUCGAUUUCGACCCAGGGAGUUUUGAGGUUGUGCUCAAAGUUAAGGGCGCAACUGAAUCUGCUGAUAGAGACCUAAGUUUUCUAGUCCUGCCAUUAGAAGAACGUUAUCAGUAUCAUAGGUAUUAUACUAGUAAAAAUAGCACACUGGAGUUAACACUCCGCCGCGUUGAUCAGUCUGUGGAGGCAACAAUCAGUAUGCGACUCGCUGCUGGUUCAUCAUGGCCACGCGGUUUCCAGGGUGUAUUUACCGCCAGUAUUGCCAGUAUAGAUGAUGCCGAAGUUUCCUUGCUUUCUUUUGAAGAUGAUAGAUUGCCAGUUAAUGCCGAUGAUGGCAUCAUCAAGCUGACACGGCGUGUUGUCUCCGUUGAACGCGAGCAUGGAGAGCUGAAAGUUUCUGCCACAGCAUGGUGUGCAAAUGAUGAGCAAGACACUAUGACAAAUGACAUAGUUUUCACACCUAGGUUCGCGGGUAGAAGUUGUGGUGUGCUUAACGUUGGCACAUGUAAGAUCCAAAUCACUGUGGCCUGGUCCCUUUUUGACUGGUAA
Molecule: messenger RNA, 957 nt
Organism: Triticum turgidum subsp. durum (durum wheat)
Lineage: Eukaryota; Viridiplantae; Streptophyta; Magnoliopsida; Poales; Poaceae
Source: the annotation of a GenBank genome assembly